UUUUUGAGAUUGUCGAACCUGCUCACACGUCCGCUGUUGGCUCACUGUAACAGAUUGUAUCAAGUCUGACUCGUUUCUCAUAUGAGUAAUUUGUGACUGUUGUGUGACAUUUCGUUUUUUUUGUCUGCGUAUUUAAUUUGUCUCUAAUUUAUUCCUACGCACAAGCAAGUUUAGAACUAUGGAGGGUUCCGGAGAAGGAGGAGUGGGUGGACCGCACAACACACAGCAAGCUGGGGCAAGCAAAAAGCUGCAGCAAACACAGGCGACCGUGGACGAAGUCGUUGGCAUAAUGAAGGUUAAUGUUGAAAAGGUGUUGGAACGAGAUCAGAAACUUUCGGAGUUGGAGAAUCGAGCUGACGCUCUUCAAGCGGGCGCGACACAGUUUGAACAGCACGCAGGAAAAUUAAAGCGAAAAUACUGGUGGAAAAAUCUCAAAAUGAUGAUCAUCAUUGGCGUUAUAUGUGUUGUCAUAUUGAUUAUCAUUAUCGUUUCGGCUCUACCAAGUUCAUCGUCGGACAACUCGGACAACAAGUCUUCGCAGUGAUAACGUUGUACCAAAGGAAAGAUGUCAUUCCGAGAUCCGCCUUUCUUUCUCUCUCUCUCACUCUCUCUUUUAGGAUAAGCUCUAUGUGUUUGAUAAAAUAUCGGGGAUUUACAAACUAAAGCACAACACAAAUUUGUGAAAAAACUAACGACUGAGGAGUAGUAAAGUUAAUAUUAUUUUAAUAUUAAUUUAUAAAAUGUAACAUUGGGAAUAGAGAGAACAUAUUUUUGAGACUUAUAAUAUUGUAUAUCAAAAUGCACAACGAUCAGAUCAACAACCAGUAUUAACACAGGUGGUUUUUCUUUUAAAAACAAACAAUUGUCUAAAUGUUUGCACCCAUGUUAAUCUUGUUGCGAGAACGCUUGCAAGUUUAUUAAAAUAAUAUAUUUGUAUACUCUUUCCGCCGAGUUUACGUUGACAUUGAA
Pseudomyrmex gracilis is the source of this 969-nucleotide messenger RNA. It is a transcript of the gene Syb, whose product is annotated as vesicle-associated membrane protein 2-like. The coding region runs from base 179 to 544 and encodes 121 amino acids. Gene Ontology annotation, cellular component: plasma membrane; SNARE complex. The record is from RefSeq and is a predicted model, not a curated record. The transcript has 3 exons. NCBI's taxonomy places the organism in Eukaryota, Metazoa, Arthropoda, Insecta, Hymenoptera, Formicidae. Gene Ontology annotation, biological process: vesicle fusion; vesicle-mediated transport. Gene Ontology annotation, molecular function: syntaxin binding; SNAP receptor activity.